Onychostruthus taczanowskii (white-rumped snowfinch) is the source of this 1311-nucleotide messenger RNA. RefSeq names its product acrosin-like. Gene Ontology annotation, molecular function: serine-type endopeptidase activity. Gene Ontology annotation, biological process: proteolysis. The transcript is spliced from 6 exons. The record is from RefSeq and is a predicted model, not a curated record. Bases 1 to 1311 code for a protein of 436 amino acids. Lineage: Eukaryota; Metazoa; Chordata; Aves; Passeriformes; Passeridae.
AUGGCUUUGCUGGGGCUGCUCGUCCUGCUGGCCCUGGCCGGGCCCCUGGGGGCCACCUGGGACACCUGCAGAGGCACCUGUGGGCUCUGGCCCAUGGUUUUGAACGAGACCUCAGCGAUUCCUGAGUAUGGAUCCUCGCAUUCUGCCAAGAGCUCAACCCUCGAUGUCAACCCGGGGGCCUGGCCCGGCAUCGCCAGCAUCCAGGUCACCUGGGACAACGGCACGUGGCACAUGUGCUCGGGGGCACUCAUCAGCCACCGCUGGGUCCUCACGGCCGCCAGCUGCUUCAUCGGGGCCGGGGAUGUCCUCAAGUGGAAGGUGGUGAUCGGUGCCACGGAUCUGGCCCAGCCGGGCGCCGAGGCCGAGGUGUUCCAGAUCAAGCAGGUCCUGAAGCACCAGUACUACGACGAGCCCACGGCCAGGAACAACAUCGCGCUGCUGGAGCUGGACCAGCCCGUGGAGUGCAGCGACUACAUCCAGCUGGGCUGCGUGCCCGACAGCUCCCUGGCAGUGCCCAAGCUGAAAACCUGCUACAUCGCGGGCUGGAGAGCCACCCCGGACAGCGCCCCCAGCCCACGCCUGGUGCUGCAGGAGGCCAAGGUGCGGCUCAUCGACGUCCAGCUGUGCAACAGCAGCCGCUGGUACGGGGGGGCCGUGCACCCCCAGGACCUGUGCGCGGGGUACCCGCGGGGCGGCAUCGACACCUGCCAGGGGGACAUCGGGGGUCCCCUGGUCUGCAAGGACAACGUUAAGGAGAACUUCUGGCUGGUGGGACUGGCCAGCUGGGGCAAGGGCUGUACCAGGGCCAAGAGGCCCGGCAUCUUCACCUCCACCCAGCACUUCCACUCCUGGAUCAGUGCCCACGCCGGCCCCAGCCCCACAGGGCCGGGGCUGGUGGGACUGGCCAGCUGGGGCAAGGGCUGUACCAGGGCCAAGAGGCCCGGCAUCUUCACCUCCACCCAGCACUUCCACUCCUGGAUCAGUGCCCACGCCGGCCCCAGCCCCACAGGGCCGGCACCAGCUCCAAAGGCCACCCUGAACUCGCCGGAGCCACCAAUACUGCAGCCACCAGAGCCACAGCCACCAAAACCACAGCCACCAAAACUGCAGCCACCAGAACCGCAGCCACCAAAACCACAGCCACCAAAACUGCAGCCACCAAAACUGCAGCCACCAGAACCGGAGCCAGAACCGGAGCCAGAGCCGGAGCCAGAACCAGUCAUGGACAUUUCCUUCCCAAAACACACCCUGACACGAUUCCUCAGGAAGCUGCAGGAGGUGCUGGAGCUCCUGAAGGACAGGACAGGGUGA